AUGAAAGUUAUUAUUGCUGGAGGUGGAAUUGCUGGACUGGCGACGGCGAUUGGCCUGCGCCGCGCUGGCCACCAAGUCAAGGUGUUUGAACGCUCAGCAUUUCUCCGCGAAGUUGGAGCAGCCAUCCACGUCUGCCCAAACGCCUCCCGAGUGCUCCUUGAUUGGGGUUUGAAGGCAGAAGAGGCUCGUCUGGUUAGCGUGCGCCGGUCUGUUGUCGCCGCGGCCAACACAUUGAAGCCAAUUGUCGAGACAGAUUGCUCGUCGAUCUCUCGGAGGUUCGGCGCACCGUGGUAUCUGGCGCAUCGAGUCGAUCUACAUUCCGCCCUCCGCUGUUUGGCCACUACCAAGGAUGGACUAGGCCUGCCUGUGGAAAUUUUCUUACGCUCCGAAGUAGUUCAGUAUGACGCCGACGAGGGAUCGAUUACUUUGGCUGAUUCUUCUGUCCACUAUGCUGACCUUGUCAUUGCUGCGGAUGGAGUUCACACGACAGCAGUUGAUCAUGUUAUUGGCCAUUCAGUGCCUCCAGUAUCUACAGGCUCUGCAGCCUUUCGGUUUCUGAUCUCGACCAAAGAACUACUCAAAGAUCCUGAAACAGCGCCGAUGGUGACUGACAAUGACGGAGUCUUCAAAGUCCUCGUUGCCGAUGAUUCAAGACGUCUGGUUUGGUACCCUUGUGCUAAUAGCACCCUACAAAAUUUUGUUGGAAUUCACCCCGACCAACAAGUCGGUGACUAUGAAGACUGGAACCUUUCGGUGGACGUGAAUGAUGUCCUUUCUCAGUACCGUGACAAUCAUCCUAGUAUUCUCGCAAUUCUGAAGAAAGCAAACAAUGUUAAGCGCUGGCCACUCUUAUAUCGCGAUCCUAUCCCUACAUGGCAUCGUGGUCGUUUGGUUCUUGUCGGAGAUGCUGCCCAUCCUAUGCUUCCUCACCAAGGCCAAGGCGGCGCCCAAGCAAUAGAGGAUGCAGGAGCUCUAGGAGUGAUCUUCAGUGGUUCUCUUUCAGAUCCAUCGUCAUUGCACCUCACUAUAGAUGAUAUUAAUAAACGCUUGGUUUUGUUUGAAAAUGUCCGCUAUAACCGCGCUUCAGCGAUGCAGAUAUUUUCAAAUGCAGGACAGGACGAGUCAUGGAAAAUUCGAGAGCGCGCACAGCAGUACAUGUCCGCUGGUGCCGAAGUUCCCACCUCCCCGCCGGAGUUUAUUGAACAUAAUUUUGGCUACGAUGUACAAGAAAAGGCUAGAGAGCAACUACGAGAAUUUUUAGAAACCAGGUCGUGAUACAUCAAUGUUGUGAGGCGAGGUUACUUGCUGGACAGUAUUGAACACCACUGUUGAGGUUAUAGAAUGAUCAAAAUUGUCUACUUCGCCAGCGGACUAUAUUGUAACUAGAUACAAUAUAGCAAUCAUGAUACAAAGCAAAUAUAAAUUAAAUGC
Talaromyces proteolyticus is the source of this 1431-nucleotide messenger RNA. Its product is annotated as 2-polyprenyl-6-methoxyphenol hydroxylase. The record is from RefSeq and is a predicted model, not a curated record. Gene Ontology annotation, molecular function: monooxygenase activity; FAD binding. The transcript is spliced from 6 exons. NCBI's taxonomy places the organism in Eukaryota, Fungi, Ascomycota, Eurotiomycetes, Eurotiales, Trichocomaceae. Bases 1 to 1275 code for a protein of 424 amino acids.